AUUACUUCCGGCUCUAAUAGCACCAUUAUUUUUGAGAAAUGGAAGUAAUCUGACUGACGAUGACUUUGCUUUUAACGCAAUGAACCGUGGACCUAAUUAGAUGUCGCCUGCUGGAAUUUUAAGUAUAAUUAGGUUUGGGACAUUUCUAUUCACUGUCUAUACCAUCCAUUACGGUAGCCAGAAUGACUGUAUUAACAUGUUCAGCAUCUUCUAUUUCAUAAAAGUACAUGUUACAUUGCGAAUAAGUCCGGGAAAUUAAGUUAAGCGGCUUAAUUUUUUUCCACACACAGUUUAAAAAAAAAAAAUGAAUAUAUUUUUUUAAAAGUUCAUAUAAUAUGAACUUGGUAGUUGGUCCACACGUCUUUAAUUUGAAUCCGCUGCCGUCAAACUGAGAUGUAAAAACUCAUUCCUACAACAACAAAAAAAUAAUAAAUUAUAUUUUUAAAGAAGACUAUCAUAUGCUUUUAAUGAAGACUGUCAUAUGUUUUUAUGAAGACUAUCAUAUAUUUUUAAAGAAGACUAUCAUAUGCUUUUAAUGAAGACUGUCAUAUGUUUUUAUGAAGACUAUCAUAUAUUUUUAAUGAAGACUAUCAUAUAUGUUUAAUGAAGAGUAUCAUAUAUAUUUUUAACGGAGACUAUCAUAUGUUUUUAACGAAGACUAUCAUAUGUUUUUAACGAAGACUAUCAUAUGUUUUUAACGAAGACUAUCAUAUGUUUUUAACGAAGACUAUCAUAUGUUUUUAACGAAGACUAUCAUAUGUUUUUAAUGAAGACUAUCAUAUAUUUGUAACGAAGACUAUCAUAUGUUUUUAACAAAGACUAUCAUAUGUUUUUAACGAAGACUAUCAUAUGUUUUUAACGAAGACUAUCAUAUGUUUUUAAUGAAGACUAUCAUAUAUUUUAAAGGAAAAUGGCACUUAUUCGGAAAAAAAAAAUUCCCCCGCGAGGCAUUUUAACCAAGUUGGUGGAGACGCCCAUGUCCAGCUGGCAAAAAGGUCAUGGGAAAUAGGGGAGGGGGGCAUCCAAUAUAGUACGUACGCACUGGGGGGGGGGAGAGGUCCAUUUUGGAGAUUUUGCACACGUUUUCGAAAAGGCCCGGAGAAAGUGAGAAGUUACGUACAUUUAUUUAAGACAUUCUACAAUAAUCAUCCUGACACUAUGACAGGCCAAAAAUAACGUAUUUAUAUAUGGAAUGCUGUAAAAAAAAAAAAUAUCAUGCAACGUUUUGUUAGAAUUAUCGUCAUAAUAUUGCCGUGUAUCUUCGCCAAUGAACUCGCUAGAUAUUCUCAGAUAGUACUCAGUGGUAGAGGUGUUACGGUAAUGAUUAGAUCACCGUGCCGUACGUUCACCGUGCGUGUGACGCAUGUUUUGUUGGGCUACGCCAGUGGUUCCUAAAUUUUUAAAUUCCCUGUUCCCCUUAUGCCAACUUUAGGUUUUCACCCGGCUACAAGUGUGGAAUUCUAAAAAUUUACAGUUCGAAUUAUUAGCGAAUAUAUAUAUAUAGAAGCACAUAUAUAUAUACAAAAUAAAAUAACAGGUUGCGUCAUAUAUACAUAAAACGCUUAUUGGAGGUCAUUAAGCGUCGUUUAGUUGCUGCAAAAAGUGGUUACUCAAGUCGGUUACUGUUUGCACCACGACCGCUAGAUUUCAGAUGGGAUUAAAAGUGAAAAAAAACAAAUUAAAAUUGUAUAUUUCGCAAAUCCCCUGUGGGAAAACCACAGCAAGCGAUACAGAAAAAAAUGUGACACCCCCCCCCCCCCCCCUCCCCCCGGCCGAAAAAGUAAAAAAAAAUAAAAAAACAGGUUGCGUCAUAUAUACAUAAAACGCUUAUUGGAGGUCAUUAAGGGUCGUUUAUUUGCUGCAAAAAGUGGUUACUCAAGUCGGUUACUGUUUGCACCACGACCGCUAGAUUUCAGAUGGGAUUAAAAGUGAAAAAAAACAAAUUAAAAUUGUAUAUUUCGCAAAACCCCUGUGGGAAAACCACAGCAAGCGAUACAGAAAAAAAUGUGACACCCCCCCCCCCCUCCCUUCCCCUGGACGGAAAAGUAAAAAGACUUUUGUUUUUGUUGUUGUUGUUGUUGCGUCUCAUCUUUAUGAAGUAUUCACUAUUAACGUUCUAUCUGAAGACGAUCUUGUGUUGCCCUUUAUCCCAUUCUCAUGGCCUUGCCCGACUUUCGGCCCGAGGGCAAAGUGACACUCAGGGCGGUGCGACCUAUUUUCUCGGAACCACUGAGCUCGCAAACAUCCAGCGGUGAAAGGACGUGGCACAUUUUGUUAACUGUGGCGUCAUAAUUGUAUAAAGAUUAUUUGAUUCGUUUGGUGGUUUUAUUUUCGGGGUUGGGGGGUAGAAAGCUUAUUGAACGUACGCAUAGGAGGUGGGGGUCGUCAAGAGGUACGCGUGCAACAGGUGGGGGGGGGAGGGGAUUCGAAAAGUUCACUUUUUGCGUACCGUACGUACUAUAAGCAUUGCCCCAAUGAAGUAAGUUGUCGCUGUUGUUUCUGGUUAGUUAGGCUACAAUCACAUUGGAUCCGUAUUGCACCGAAAUUUUAGACUGGCGAACGAGAGGGGGUGGGGGGUAGAAAGCUUAUUGAACGUACGGAGGGGGGGGGGGGGUCGGCAAGGGGUACGCGUGCAACAGGUGGGGGGGGGAGGGGAUUCGAAAAGUUCACUUUUUGCGUACCGUACGUACUAUAAGCAUUGCCCCAAUGAAGUAAGUUGUCGCUUUUGUUUCUGGUUAGUUAGGCUACAAUCACAUUGGAUCCGUAUUGCACCGAAAUUUUAGACUGGCGAACGAGACCAAAUGGAGAAUGGAAAAAAAAAAAAGAGAUUGCUCGAACAAAAAGUGAAGAUUCUCACAGUAGCUAAGUCAAAGUCGGGCACAGUCGGCGCUUCGCCUAUUCGUACCAACGAAAGAGUUACCCGAUUAAUUCUUCCAAAGAAACAUAGCAGCAGAUCGAUUCAAGUGCUAGAUCCAUAAUUUAAUCGUGGAAACUAUCAACAUUGUAUCCACGGCUGUAAUUUAUAUCAUUUAAAUUUGUAGGAGAAAAAAAUUGGGAGUUAUUGUUAAGUUAAUUUUUUUUUUUUUCACUUUCCAACCAUAGAUCUGAUUUACUUAUCAGCAAAUCUUAACACUAGUCACAAAAGGUCAAAGGCUUUCUUCGGGAUGAUUAAAAUCGGAUGCGGUCGAUUGCAAGUUUGAGCGCAAUGUCAUAUACGAUUUUUCUUUACCGAAAACGCGAUCUCGUAUAUCAGUCGAAAGCAGUGGUACUCAACCUUCCUAAUGCCGCGACCCUUUAAUCCAGCUCCCCGUGUUGUAGUGACCCCCCAACCAUAAAGUCAUUUUCGUUGCUACUUCAUAAAUAUGUUUUUUUUUUCCGAUGGUCUUAGGCGACCCCUGUGUAAGGGUCGUUCGACCCCCAAAGGAGUCGCGGCCCACGGGUUGAGAACCGCUGGUCUAAAGUAUCCCAGUGACUCAAAUCGUUUUGAAUUAAUACGCUAACCUCUUUCAGAUAUGACUGACAGAUGGAAUAUGGCAAGUUUAAUGGCUGGGCUGUUCUCUUGUUUCACCUUCUCCCAUUGACCGCCCUUCAGCUUGGACACGCCGUGAACUACCACUGCCUGGCACGGCCGCUGACCUUCGGACGAGAUAACAGCAGGGGCGACCAUGCCACGAUCAACUUCAGCGUCGUGUUUCCGACUACCUCUCGAGAUUUUCAAGCCGCUAGAACUCAUUGCAACUACAGAAGCACUGGUUCUCUUCAUACGGGGGGUCGCCUAAUGAUCGGAGCUCGCGCGUUCGAUAUCAAAUGCACAGCGCCCAUGACAGACACAGCGGUGCGAUUAGUUCUGUGGACGGCGCCCAGGAGACGGGGCCACGAAGGCAGCGUUAACGCGAGCGACCCCACCGGCACGACUUACAAACAGACGUAUUUUUCCUGUGGGUGUUUAGGCAGUCAGCCACAGUCUGGCAGAUGUGGGAUAGAGUUAGAGGGCCGCGGCGCUUACAAAAGAAACGGCCCUGGGACACAUUAUUUGACCUUGGCCGACAAAGAGAUCCCCGCCAUCGGCUCCCCCACUGUCCUCACGUAUAUCUUACCGCGGUGUCUGAGCUGCCUGACUUCCGUCCAUAGCGUGGAGUCGGAAAAGUCGAUGGAUGGAAAGUUGGUGCGUCUGUCUAAAGGGACAUUUACUCUGAACAGCACGGCCGUUAACCCGAAGGAGCAAGCGCCACCGCGGCGUUUACAGCCAAACAAUUUUCUUUUUCACCACGGAAGUGCGCUCAACGGGGCGGAGAAGAAGAAUCGACGAAAGAGGAACCUGGCGUGCCCACUGGAGAAGUUCGGCCCCCACUGUGAGCAUUCUUGCUACUGCGCUC
Molecule: messenger RNA, 4376 nt
Organism: Lymnaea stagnalis (great pond snail)
Lineage: Eukaryota; Metazoa; Mollusca; Gastropoda; Lymnaeidae
Source: the annotation of a GenBank genome assembly